This is a messenger RNA of Bactrocera tryoni, 1603 nucleotides long. Its product is annotated as apolipoprotein D. The coding region runs from base 652 to 1308 and encodes 218 amino acids. Lineage: Eukaryota; Metazoa; Arthropoda; Insecta; Diptera; Tephritidae. The transcript is spliced from 5 exons. The record is from RefSeq and is a predicted model, not a curated record.
GUGACGCUAAGAAAACAUUGCUCGCUGAGUUUGUCUCAUCAAAGUUUACUUUGACGCGUUGCGUACCGGUCGGUGGCAGUUCGUCGUAGUUGUCGCUGAAGAAAAGUGAAUGUUAUUGUUGUUGACGGCAAGUUUUGCACACAAAAAUACACAUUUUAACGUUUUUGUGAUCUUUAUUUUCGAAGACUUUUGUUGUCAUGUUGAGUGCUAACAGCGUUUCUUGAAAAAGCGACAAGUGUUAGGUGUGCGCGGCUUUAACCGACAUUUAGCGGCAAAAAAUUGAAAAAUAAUAUUUCAAAUAACAGCGAAUAGUGUGAAUAAUUGGCGAAGAAGCUCAAAAGCGUGAAAGCUGUCUGAAAUUCUGACAAAUAUUUACUUAACAGUUAACCACGAUCAACACAAGCUGUUCCGUUAUAUUUCGUGCGCAUUGCGGCAAUAAUUGUGAAAAUUAUCUUUGAUAAAAAGAAAAUAAACAAAACAAAGUAAAGAAGCGAGCAAGAAAGCAAAGUAAAGCAGGAAAAAAAAUAAAUAAAGUGAAAUAAAAUAAAAAGUGCAAAAAAAAAUAUAUUAAGAAAAGACCAACGAUAAGCUGCAAAUUAUCUUGUGCUUUUGCGUCUUCUAAUUUACUGCGAGCAUCUCUUAAACUCCAAAAUGUCAAUUUGGCUGAACAACAAACACGCACACACAUUUUGCUGCGCAUGCGCCACUGCAUUGCUAACACUUUUGCUGCUGAUUGACGGCGCAGAGAGUUAUGGCUUCGGCAGGUGUCCGAAAUAUCCAUCGAUGCCGAAAUUCAAUAUGAGCAGAGUACUUGGUCAAUGGUACGAAGUGGAGCGUUCCUUUUAUCUGCCCGAAAUCGCGUCUGGUUGCACGCUACUGGAAUUUCAACCACUACAUAAGGAGAAACUCUCCAAGUUUAAUAAUUUUGAGCUCGAAGUGGCAAUCAAAACGAUAAACAGAUUAACCGGCAAUCCGUCGGUGAAUCUGGGUUAUGCCACGCCUGAGAAUCGAAAGUCUUCAAUUAUGGAUUUUAAGUUCAACACUCGCUUCCCGGACGUUAUCGCACGACUACUGCCUGGCUCUGGCAAAUAUCAGGUGCUCUACACGGACUAUGAGAAUUUUGCGAUUCUAUGGUCUUGUGGCAGUCUAGGCUCGAUCGGUUAUUCCGAUCAAAUUUGGGUGUUCGGACGCGAUCGCGACUUCCCCGUAGAAGUUCGUACAAAAAUCUACGACGCUUUAAAGAAAUUGGGCUUGGAUCCGGAGCGAUUAGUGUUGAGUAAAAAUAAAAAUUGUCCACAAACAUUAUAGUUAACUUUGCCAUAAAAAUUCACACAAAAAAAAAUAAUUACUUAUAUUUAAAUAAUAAAUAACUGUGUAUAUACAUAAUUAAUUUUACACUAAACUCAAAAUAAGUUAUAGGAAGAAAUUGGUAAUUAUUUUAAAGUAAAAAAUGUGAAAUUAAAAAAAAAAAGAUUAUAGCCUAACAUAAUUAUACUAGAUUAAGUCGCUGUGAUAAUAAGAAAAGUGCAUCCGAAUGAUCAUUCCGAAAAUUGUUUAUGUAUUAAGAUGUAAAUAAACGACAAUAAAUUUAUAUAUAAUAUAA